Messenger RNA from Paraglomus occultum, 182 nucleotides. The record is from the annotation of a GenBank genome assembly. NCBI's taxonomy places the organism in Eukaryota, Fungi, Glomeromycota, Glomeromycetes, Paraglomerales, Paraglomeraceae.
UGUUAGGACAAGAUUGGUUAUGGAUGCGUAAAGCAAAAAUUAUCUUUGGGUUUUCUCCCAGAACCUAUGGACUCCGUGAUAAAAUUGUAAUAGAUGGUAUGAGUAUCCCAUUAAUCGAAGGUGGCAAUAAAACCAAAAAUGAAUCACAUAAGUCUGAUUUAUCGAUGGACGAAUAUGAUUAA